AAUUUUCUUCACUCUCUCUUUCGUAUCCAGACAACAAACAAAACAAACGAAAGAAUCGGUACGAUUUGUUCAAACCAAAGAUGGCGUGCAUAGACACGAGCCGAGAUAUAUCAAUAUGUAAUGUUUCAAUCAGAACCUUACUGUCCUGAGCUGCAGAAAACUGUACCAUAAAUGUUCUUCCCACCAGAAAACCGGUUCCCUAGUUCCUGCCCGCUGUUUGCCACAAAACCGUUACAGCUUGGCACAACCUGUCUUGCAAGAAAUCGUGCCUCUUCCGCAAACCGCAAUCUCUCGUGCGUCUUCCGGUCGCGUGUGGCGGGGUCGACGGCGAUGAUCGUGAUCACGAAACAGACGCUUCUCCAUCAAACAAUCGCGGCGUCGAGAUCAGACGUCAAACAAUUGACGUGAACCCCGUCACUAACACAUCGCGGCCGAGAUCGGUGCCCGGCGAUAUCGUCGCUGGUAACAGGUUCCGCGAGGCCCACUGUGUUGGAUUUGCAUCCCAGCCUGCCUGUACUGCAGGUGUGGAUUACUCAUGGUGCUGUGUCUGUCUGUGUGUGUGUGUGUGUGUGUGUGGUGCGAUCAUCACCUACGCAGAGCGAUGGCGACGGACGGUUCGGCGACGUAGGUCGGGAGGUAAUGAGUUGCUGAGGUCCGGGCUCGCCAGGCUGUACUUCCAGUUUCAUCUUCAUGAUUUUGGCCUUUGGGAUUGCCGUUCGCCGCGUUUGGAAGUCAUUCGUGUUCCGGUGCUUCGAGAAGGUGGUUGCCGAGCUUGUGGUGUGUGUCUUCUUCUUCCUCGAGUGUUUUUGUUUUUAGGGGGUUGGUGUUGUGUUUUGCACACCCCGAAUUAGAAAGUGUAUUCGAUUUCGGUACGCGUGACGUUCGCAGCACACAACAUUCAAACCUUUUUUGUCGGUUCAAGUGUGUCUGGUGCAUAUUGUUGUGCUAAAGUUCAGACAUUUGGACGUACUGUUGCAGUGUGUUAAGCGAUGGCUUCCCAGCUAGUGUGGUUAUGUGUGGGGGCGCUACUGUGCAGUCUGGCGCAUCUUGCCCACACAACACCUAUCGACACGGUGACGGCACACAACCCACUUCCGGUAUCGACGGCAACGGACUCCACCACCCUGGACGCGGUCCUACCCACCAAGGGUGCCGAUGUGGCGAGUUCUACCGAAACGAGCAAGAUGUCCCGAUUCCUGGACGACUUCACGUCCGCCUUCAAACAGGGCACGGCCAAGAUGAAGGAGAGCAUCGAAAAUGCGGCCACCUCGGUGAAGGACGGUGUCCUGCAGGGGUACGACUACGUCCGCAGCAAGCUAACCGGAACUGGCCCAGAGUCAUCCACGCCGGUCACGUCUUCGGAGGAGACGAACGUCACCAUCACGUCGACUGCCGCCGCCCUUACCAGCUCGGUCACCCCAUCAACCGAACGUCCAGCAAUCAGUGGCCUGCCCGCAGCCGACUCCAAGAACGGGCUGUCCGUGCUCGGUGGUGUGGUCGGCGUAUCGAACGAACCGGCGCGCAUCGUACCGAACGACGACGAGGACGACGAGCGGAUCUUCUUCAACGAUAAGGACUACACGGCGGUGAAACCGCUCGACGGCAGUGAGGACGAGCGAGACGUCACGGAGUCACCGGUCACGACGACGGUUGCCGUCGACAACCGGUUCAUCAUCGCCGGUCCGUUGGCGUGCAAAAGCGGCCAGGAGGUGGUAAACGGGAAGUGUCGAAAUGUGUUCUGAGCAUCUUUAUCACCUCACGCUAUCACUUUCAUCUAUUUCACCCACUCCACGCACCCUACCCAACCUUCCGCGCUGACGAAAUGGGGCGAUUCGCAGUCACCGCAGCCGCAGCCCAUCUCUUCGCCGACGAGCGCCAUUUCGUUAGGAAGUGUGAUUUUUUAAUUUAAUUCUAUUACCGUUAAUGCUGGUCGGUCGCGUUUUGCCACACGACAAGACGCUCUCGGUACUCGGUGAAUCGGCUCACACACACACACACCACAUUCACACAUUACAUGCAUACUGACAGAGUGGUCAGGGCUUACGAGAGCUCUCCCAUAACGCUGUAGGACGAUCAGAAGAAGCAAGAGAAGAUAAUAAAUAUGAUUUGAUUAGCAAACGUAA
Messenger RNA from Anopheles stephensi (Asian malaria mosquito), 2123 nucleotides. RefSeq lists its product as uncharacterized. The coding region runs from base 990 to 1742 and encodes 250 amino acids. Lineage: Eukaryota; Metazoa; Arthropoda; Insecta; Diptera; Culicidae. The transcript has a single exon. The record is from RefSeq and is a predicted model, not a curated record.